Messenger RNA from Fomitopsis serialis, 1126 nucleotides. RefSeq lists its product as uncharacterized. The record is from RefSeq and is a predicted model, not a curated record. Gene Ontology annotation, molecular function: protein binding. The transcript is spliced from 2 exons. NCBI's taxonomy places the organism in Eukaryota, Fungi, Basidiomycota, Agaricomycetes, Polyporales, Fomitopsidaceae. The coding region runs from base 1 to 1011 and encodes 336 amino acids.
AUGUCUCUCCGUUCUCGCAAACGCGCUCGCACGGAUCCCGACACUGUUUCGCUUGCGGGAGACUGUGGCUCGAGGCCUGAGGUCAGCUUCACGAAAGAUGACAAGUUCUGGUAUUUGGACGGGAAUAUCAUUCUACUCGCACAAAACAUUGGAUUCAAAGUGUACAAAGGGCUUCUUGCGGAGCAAUCGGAAGUGUUCCGCGACCUGUUCACGCUUCCUCAGCCAUCUGAGGCACAAUCGGUUGAAGACUGCCCCACGGUGCAUCUGUCUGACACGGCACAGGAUCUACGGGCCCUACUGUCUGUCAUGAUACAUGGUCGAAAAUACGCCAGCGUUGAUGAAGCUCAGUUCGAAGACAUCGCGGCCUGGGUGCGUAUGAGCCACAAAUACAACAUCCAAGAUUUACUCGUCGACGCGAUGAAGCGGCUGAAGCAAUACUUUCCGGACAAAUUCGCGGACUUCAAGGACGAUCCCCACGCUGUACAGCGGCAACACGCCAUCGUGGCCGUCAACCUCGCUCGUCUCACCGACACUGCUACUAUGGUACCCCCAGCAUUGUACUACUGCUGCACGCUCGAUAGUCGGACUCUUCUCCGCGGAUCCGCACGCUCAGACGGGACUGUCGACUGCCUGGCCCCAGAGGAUUUGGAGCGGUGCAUCCAGGGCAAGGCAGAACUCGCUGGCCAGGCGGCUCUGUGCCUCUCGAGAAUAUGUCGUCCAACAGUCAGCAGCCGCUGUGCGACACCAACAGCCUGUGGGGUGACGAUGAUUCGCCUUCACGACAUACUUGCAAUUGGGGCACAGUGCGUUGGCUCCACUGAUGCACUCUUGACGUGGCGAAGGGACAUCGAGCGAGAGCUGCGAGAUCACCUUGAACUGUCGUGUAUCUGCAGGGCGUGCCGUGACAUGAUGCUCGAAAGAGACGUCGCCGAGCGCGAACGAGUUUGGCAGGAGCUACCGUCUCUGUUCGAACUGGCUGUGGACAAUUGGGAGAGAACGGCCUGUCAUUGAUUGUCAAGAAGCGCAACGUAGGCUCUACAUCUAUCCUGAUUCAAUUUGUACGCCUUCACCUGCAUGUACACAUCCCUAUAUCUUUACGCACCGUUAUGUCCAAUCUCAAAAUAAG